Durusdinium trenchii is the source of this 1165-nucleotide messenger RNA. The record is from the annotation of a GenBank genome assembly. NCBI's taxonomy places the organism in Eukaryota, Dinophyceae, Suessiales, Symbiodiniaceae.
AGAUCUUCAGCUCAAGCAGCAAACCAGCGGCUCAGUAGCGCAGCGAAGUUUGGAGAUCCAUCCCCAUGUGCGAUGGGCCAAGCGCCGGUUCAAUGCUGCCAGCAAGAAAGGCUAGAUGAUGAAAUUCGCUUUGGAGUCUUCAACUUUCGGUGUGAUGUUGACAAGGACGAAUGCUUACACGACCGAGUUUAUGUGGCCAGCAUGGCCAGCUGGAGCGAAAGUGCCAGCCAUUCGGCGCAGCUCGUCAUCGACAAUGAUGAACAAGGUGUCAUGUACGAGGUGGCCGGACAGCCAGUGUCCAUACAGACACUCAACUACUCUCCGGUGAGCUACGACUUCUGCGAGACCACCGACGCAUCGCGGUCACAAGAGCGCUACUCCAAUGCCCUGGUGCAUACCGCGCGGAUCACCACGCGUCGGCAGCUGCUGGACCGACGGGCAUGGCUUGCUUCUGCUGUGCAAGGCAGACAUGCCAUGCUGCUGAACAGCACUGAGGAGGCAAUCCCGUUGGUGCGGCAUCCAGCCAAGUACUUCUUGGACGACAACCAUUCUGCUUUGUCCUUCCUACCGGGUGGAACAGAGCUAGAGCCGGUGGUCAUCAUGAUGGAUGCCAUCCAGGCGAUUUGUUCCCUGACCGACAGCAUGCUGCGGAUCACGCAGUGGGAUCUACAUCUCACGGAGCUGGAGAAGAACUGCGGCAUCUUGUUGAAGUAUCGUGAUGACGAUGCAGAGCAGACUUCCAAAGAGAUCUGCUUUUUGGAAGAGUCUGAAGCUGCAAAGGAGUUGUUUGUCACUGUGCUCACGGUCCUGUGGCUGGAGAAGCCUCACUCGCAUUCCGUUUGGUUCUGAAUGCUUUCACCCCAGGUUUGGCUAACAAAGCAUAGCCUCACAGAAAAAUCAUCGCCCCCGUGUAGACGAAAAGAGGCAGCGAUGAGUUGGAAAAGAGAUCUGACGCAGUGAUUGAAGAGUCACAGGUGCUUUUGUGUGGAUUGAACAGUCACACGAGGUGGUCAUUUUGUUGCGCCCAUCCAAUUCGUUUCUCGCGGCGACCCACUUCGAGGAAACAUAGGAAACUGGGAGGUCGUAGUCUCAACUGCGGGAGUUCGACAUCUUCACUCGUCUGGCGCUUACAGUGGUUUCAGAGCUUCGAUGGCACAAGUUACCC